UUCGUUUGAAACAUGAGAUUAACGUUCAAAAUUAAUUUGGACGUUAUUAUGUUGUUAGGAAUCCGGCAGUCGUGUCCUACAGGUCGUCGUGUGUGUUAUCGCCAUCGUUAUCGCCGUCAUCUCGCCACGUCGCAUCGGUGCAAAAUAGGGAAUCCCCGAAGAACGGAUUCCCGCUUAAUUUCUCGCGUUUUCUAUCGCGAGCAUAGUAAUUAAAUCCACCGUGCGACCGUGCUAGGCGAUCAUCGCAUCGUGUCAAUUAUCAUGAGAUUCUAAUUAUUCGCAUGUUCAUUUAAACACAUCACGCGUCUUCUAAUCGAUGAACAUGAGUGAAAACGGAGCAUAUUUCAACUAUUGCCGAGGGAUUUGGCAUCAUUCACUUUCGAAUAUACUCCCAUAUUCACAUACACCCCCACAUUCAAAUACAGUCCCUCUAGUCCAUAGUUCACCCAUAGGCUGGGGAUUUCCAAUUAUGCCUGGACCGAAUCAAUUUGAUUUUCAUCAAAAUAAUCCUCUGUGGAGAUCUAUGCUGCCAUAUAACGCGAAUCCGAGACCAUUGUUAAUGGAACCAAUGUGUAGGCCACCAAUUUAUCACCCUCCACCAAUUGAACCAUCAUUGAAUACAUUACAACUACCAAUUGAACCAUCAUUGAAUACAUUACAACCACCAAUUGAACCAUCAUUGAAUAGAUUACAACCACCAAUUCAACUACCAUUGAAUACAUUACAAUUAUCAAAUAAAGAGUUUCCUCCGUGUGAUAGAAAAAAAAUUAAUAUACUUAAACGUAUGGAAAAUGUUGAAAUCAAUGUAGACAACUUUAUAAAAAAAUUUAAGAAACAGAAAGAAGAAAACUUGAUACAACAUGAGCAAAAUUCAAUGUCUGUCACUGACGAUACUUUAAAAGAAGUUAGAAAACGUCUGGAAAUCAUAAGCACAUUUAAAGAAAAAGUAAUUGAAAGAAGCAAGUCUGAAAAAGACAUCAAAAAACCGCAAAAGAGUAAAACAACUGAGAUCAAAAUUGAAACUCCUGGAGGAGUCAAAGUUAAUUUAAGAGAAAAAGCAGAAAAAAAAUAUAAAAACAUUAAAGAAUCUGAAGAAAAAAGGAUUGAAAUCAAACGUCAAAGUUCUAAAGGAACCGAAAUUACGUUUAGAAAAGAAGGAAAAAAAAGAGGUUCAUUCUUAUUUUAA
This is a messenger RNA of Pogonomyrmex barbatus (red harvester ant), 1186 nucleotides long. It is a transcript of the gene twin, whose product is annotated as CCR4-NOT transcription complex subunit 6-like twin. Gene Ontology annotation, molecular function: 3'-5'-RNA exonuclease activity; protein binding. Lineage: Eukaryota; Metazoa; Arthropoda; Insecta; Hymenoptera; Formicidae. The record is from RefSeq and is a predicted model, not a curated record.